AGAAUUGAUUAACAUUUUUAAAUGUUAUAUUCAAUAAUUUAAUGCUUGGUUUUACUUAUGUCUCGCUUUUAGAUUCCGCGCCCUUUCGGCUAAUUUUCGGUCACAAUUCCCGGACCUGA
This is a messenger RNA of Medioppia subpectinata, 119 nucleotides long. The record is from the annotation of a GenBank genome assembly. NCBI's taxonomy places the organism in Eukaryota, Metazoa, Arthropoda, Arachnida, Sarcoptiformes, Oppiidae.